UGUUUUCUGUUGUUCACAUUCAGUUUCGUUCCGGAAGUCAUACAUAGUGCAAGCUUCGCUGAUUAACAAAACUUAAUUCGUUAAAAGUAAAUAAAUACCAAUAAUAAAAUGACUUUGCAAUUACAAAUUGAAAAGCUCAAAGGACUCGAUAAUUAUAAAGCUUGGUCAAUGACAGUACGAGCCUAUUUAGAGUCCGAAGAUUUAUGGACGGUUGUGGAAAAUGGCCCCGAAAAUAAUGAAGAGUCCCUACUCAAAGACAAACGAGCUAAAUUCAUCAUUUUGUGUUUAAUCGAGACGAAGCUUUGCCAAUUUAUGGUGAGCAUCCGCACAGCCCGUGACUUAUGGACCUAUUUGAGAACACAACAUUCUCUUCGUUAAAGCCAAAUACACUGGAACAGACCCAAAACAAAUGGAUUAAUAAUUGAAUUAUAGGUAUACUUUCUAUAAUAAUUUAGAGAUAUGUGAUAGCAUUAGUCUUAUUAUUGUCAUAGUGAUAAAAAGAGAGUAAAAACACUUUUAAUUUUCUUAACACAACUACAUAUGUAUAUGAUGUACUGUUGUUACAAAAAUAAUAAUAAACCUUAAUGACAAUUAAUACGAAUAAAGAUAGCGAAUAAA
Bactrocera neohumeralis is the source of this 618-nucleotide messenger RNA. RefSeq lists its product as uncharacterized. The record is from RefSeq and is a predicted model, not a curated record. The transcript has 2 exons. The coding region runs from base 109 to 378 and encodes 89 amino acids. NCBI's taxonomy places the organism in Eukaryota, Metazoa, Arthropoda, Insecta, Diptera, Tephritidae.